CUGAGCUGUCAGGGAUUUAUACUGUGGCAUACCAUGUCGAUUUGUCUUGGAUCUGCAUGAUGUAUUCCAUUGGAAUGGAUUGACAGAAUCAUCUCUGUUAUUCCAGCUUCUCAAUUAUCAGAAAAUGGCAUCGGAUAAAGCAGACGAAUAUAAUGAAAGAACUGUAAACCAGCUGCUAUGGGUGUACCUGCUUGUGUCGGCAUCGCUUUCCCUCGCCUGGGGUUUAGGCGUUUGGGGAUGCUCGUUCCUUUGGGUUUUCAUCGUCAUAGCAGCCCUGUUUGUCGUCUGGAGAACGAAGCUCACUAAUAUCGUGAAGAGGCACUUAGCUAAGGAAGAGCAACGGAUACACAGGAAAAAAGCCCUGAGACAGAGCGAAUCGCUUGAGUGGGUCAACUUCGUUUUUAACAGAUGGUGGGUGUUCAGCUCCAGUAAUCUUGAGGAACUGAUCAAGAAAAGGAUUGAUGAAAGACUACAGACAGUGAAACCAGGAUGCCUUGAUAAAAUGGAAUUACUGUCAUUCCAAUUUGGUGAUCAGACUCCAGCAUUUAAGUAUAUAAGAGCAUUUGAGUACUCUGAAGGAGUGCCAGGGGGCCACAAACCAGUGAGCUGGGUGAGUGUACACUCCCCACCAUGUGGCCUGGGAAAGAUGUCAAAUUAUCAGGUGGUGCUACAGGCUGAGGUGGACACUGUGUGUGAGGACUUCAAGAUGGUUUUCAGGUCAACCAUUGGCAAAGCAAGAGUGGGCCUUAGUUUUGACAUGUCUGUUGAGAACCUGUUUGUCAAGGGCAAUCUCCAGAUCAUUCUACACAUGUCAAUGGACGUCCCAUUCCCUCACGUCACCAAGGCAACCAUCAUGUUCACAGAAUUACCAGAGGUCUCAUUCAGUGUAAAUGUAAUAAAACAGUUAGAUAUUAUGCAAGUUCCGCUCAUCAAAUCCUGGUUACAAGCAAAUGUGAUGGAGGGCCUCACAAAAGCACUUGUUGACCCUGGGAUAAUUGACAUUCCUAUAGCAAAGGUUGGCCCCAUACAGAUUAUGAAGAAAUCUGACAAGCCUGAUAAAAUGGCUCAAGGAGUCCUCACUGUACUGAUAAAAGGCAUUCCAAAACCUACAUCCAAAAAAGCUGUACCAGAUACUGAAGAGGUGCGUUAUACGAUGGUGAAAGUUGGAGCAAAGAAACGUCAGACUUAUGAUGUCAUGGCAACGGAAGAAUGGGAGGACAUUUGUUCCAUGUUGGUCUACUCUCUAACGAAGGACAAGAUUGUCGUGAAGAACAAAUGUCGUCGUUUACUGACCAAUAUCACCCUGGAUUACCAUGAAAUUCUGUUAAAUUCCUUGCCAUUAGAAAUGGAGAAAAAUGUUUCUACGUCCCUUACCAAUAAGGAUGGAAGUAGACAUGAACUGAAGUUACAGUAUACUCCGCUCACUUACAUAGAUAUGGAUGUUACCAAUGCUGACCCUCCUCAGCUCGACUCUCCUGAGAUGGCUGGGGUGAUGUUUGUGUGUGUCCACAGUGCCUCUGGAGUGAUUGCCGCAGACAAAAGUGGAACAUCAGACCCCUACUGUGUAGUGUUCUGUGACAGGCGUCGGGUCAUGACCACACCGUACAUUCCCCGUACGAGGAAUCCUCACUGGGAGAAGUCAGUGGAAUUCUUCACAGGAGACUACACUAAGAUGAAUCUGUCAUUUUAUGUGUUUGACUGGGAUGGUACCAGCACCAUCGAUGAUGACUUUUUGGGAUCUGCUCACCUAUCGCUCAAAGAGGGCGAAAGUGGAUUCCUGAAAAGGGGAAUCACCCUCGGUUACAACAAGCGGUCGGAGGGCUAUGUUACAGACUCUGCCUUCGGGCAGAUCACUGUGUCUGUGGUAUUCAGACCGAUAUCCUCGGUCGCCAAAUCCGAACGGUACCGCCUGGUCAGUAGUGGAACUCCACAGGACUACCUGUACACGGAGGACCUGGUGUCCCCCUCGUCCGUAGGCGGUGGCCCCGGCGAUCCCCAGAGAUCAAAGUCUAUGGGUGGUCAACAAGACUUCCCUGAUGAUAAGAUCCUGGUGGACCUGACUAUUCUACAGGCAGAGAACCUGAUGGCUAUGGACAGGAAUGGUUCUAGUGAUCCAUUCUGUGAAGUGUUGCUAGGCAACAAAAAGAUUUUCAGGACCACUGUAAAAAAGAAUAUUCUGUUUCCAAAGUGGAAUGAGAGCACCACAUUUGAGGUGGAGGAUGAUACUCAGAAUGUUGAAAUUAACUUGUAUGACAAAGAUGUGUUCACGAGAGACUUCUUGGGAAAAGUCAUGUUGACGAUGGAUAAACUCAAGGAAAUCUCCUACAAGGCUAAACCAGAAUGGCUGACCUUGGGGAGAGCCAAGCAUGGCCGAGUCCAGAUAAAGUGCAAUGUGACUUGUAAAGAAACAAUUGAAGCACAGAAGAAGAGUAAAAAGGGAGAGAACUCAAAGAAAUCCAGUGUGCCUACAACUCCCCCUACUGAUGAUGAGGUCUUUGAGAAAGCAGAUUUCCCAACCAUGUCAAGCCCUCCAGUCAUUGUGACAGUGCCCCCACCUAAUGGCACACCCGGGGAGACAAGGGCUGUAAAGGUACAGAACCUUCAGGCAGCUAGGCCCACCCAGUCCACUCAAAACUCCGUCAGUGCUACACUUCCUCGGACAGGACGGAAGGAUCCAGAGUCAUUAGCUCUUCAGAACUCUGGCAAUGGUGGACUACACAGAUCUGUGUCUGACGUAAACAUUGGUAAACGAAGGUCAUCCCAUGGUCAUGCACUUCCGUCAGGAAUGAGACAUUCAGACUCGACCAAUUCGUUCACUGCGCUGCAUCACGGCGACAACAUAUCUGUUGGGAAGAGUGGCAAUGCUUCAAACCACAGCAAAAAGGAGAAAUGUACAUCAGACAGCAGUGUAGCUGGCAUUGAGCGUAUCUACAGUGUGUCUGGGCGCCUCCUCCGGGUGAGGGGGCUGUCCCUCCCUGAUACUGCCAGUAUAUACUGUAAAGUGCGUAUCAACAAUCCUAGUCAACGCCUUAGAUUGCUGUCAGGUAAUAGGGUCAUUGCCAAGUCACCCAUGGUCAAGGUUACGGAUCCCCUACUCAACACACCUUUUGAGAUUGAUCGCGGAGCAGGUGUAAAUGUAGACACUCUUCUCGUAUUGGACAUCAAACUGGACCACAAGGAGCAUAUUGCUCUGCAAUCAUUCACCCUGGAACACCUUUUUAAAGAUUAUGAGGAGGGAGGAAUACAGAAAUGGCUACCCAUGUCCAAAGGAGUGUCCGUGGAGGUAUUCCUGACAAAGGGCAAACCUAACCCUCGUCUAGUCAACAGGAAGGCGAGCCGCUUCAACAAAUCAUGGUCAUUUAGAAAAGAGAAAAUUCAUUAGUUUUCCAUAUAGCAUCACAUUGAAAUUGAAAAUACUUAAUUUGAAAAAAAAAAUUCCUCUUAAAUCUGUGAUGGACGUUUGUGUUUGAUUCAGAAAUCGUGAUGUGUGAAAAAAAUUGUAGAUGAUUAUUUUUGUUAUUGCGAUUCAACGACAGGUUUUGUGAAAAUGAAGUGCUGAUGGCAAAUUAAAGUAGCUGAAACUGCCUGAAAUAUGCUGAAAGAUUCUGAUCAAUAUACAAUUAGGUGCUGGCAAAGGAAACCCUGUCCAUCCACAAUAUUGAUACUCCAGGUUCUCCUAUAAAAUUAUAGGUUAUCUCAUAUACUGUAAGCUGUUACAUUUUUUUCUAUGCAUUUUUAAUCUUUUUGCCAUUUCUUUGAUAUUUUACGCUUCAACAGUGUAUAGCAUUAUUACUACAGACAAUGCAUGGUAUUUAUGAUUUAUUGUAUAGUUACGUUUUAUAUAAUUGUCAAUCUAAUUAACUUUGGAAUGCUCCUCCCUUUUGUACAUGAACUGGUGAUAUUAGUCAUAAUCAACAUUAUAUUGUGGUUAUAUAUGGUAUAAGAGAUUCCGGAAACACUUUCUGUAUCUAACAAGCAUAUUUGAUUAUUCUUAUUCUGGUUUGUGACACAUAUAUGUACCUGUGUCUACUAUAUCACUACACUAUGUACCUAGAUUUGCAUAAAAACAACUUCAAUGUUGGAAUUCUAAAGAAAAAAAACCAAACCUUUCCUAUAUAUACAUAUAUAUGAAUAUAUAUAAAUACAUUGUAUAUACAUGUAUAUCCUAGUGAUAAUAAAUUUCUUUUUAGUGUUAAGCUUUUUGAAUAACGAGAAACUUAAGCUGUACAAUGUUGGGGAUGAGUUUAUUAUUAUUAUAGAAAAAAUCUUAGUUAUUUAUAUUUCUGCUCCUUUUGUUUAUUUCUUCAGAUUUCAUUCAUAUUUGUUUGUUGUUUUUAUUUGUUUUUGUUUUUAUCCAUCCUAUUUAUAUUGAACAUUCCAAGUACCCAUGGGACUCAAUGAGCUGGGGACUCAAAGAGCUGUAUGCUUAUUGUUUUCAUUAGAUUCUAUCUGGCCCAACUGUGUUGAUAACCUAGUGCUUUGUCUGGUGUCUGUUAGUUGUUUUUUUUUUUCCAUUGAAAGUCUAUUAUUCUAGAAUGACUGAAGAUAUUUUGAAUAAAUUGACUAUUUCUCUGAUAGGUCAAGAUAUUUUCUUCUAAUUUCCAUUUGGCUUGUUUCAUUAAAAUGUUUCUGUUAUAAUGGUUUUUGAUUUGUGCCACUUGGGUUCCAACCAAGUUGAAACAUUGUAAGUUAUUUGUUUGUUGAUAUAUCAAGAAAAGCAGGUGAGCAAUACAGGCCUGAUGGGCCUCUUGUUUUGUUUAAAACUAGUUUUCAUGUGUUGAAUAUUCUGUUCUAUUUCAUUUUCUUGUGAUACUAGAGAAUUAUUUUUGUUACCAACCAGGCAAUGUGAUUAUGUUAAUUUUGUUAUGUUUAGAAUUAUAGUACUAAUACUCACUAACAUAUAUAUACUUCAAAUGACCUUGGCCGUCACCAAUCUUUGUAUGUGAUUACCAUCACUAACUAAAGGAAAGAUUAUAUUAUUAUAUUGAGAAUUUUUUAUUUGUUUUGCCUUCAAUGAUUUUUUUAUAAAUUGUGUCUUUAAAAUCAUAUACCAGGUAAUUAAUUUGAAAAAUUCUUAUUAAAUUACACAUUUUUAAAAACCAUUUUGGAAAUUCUCAGAAAUAUAAAAAUUUAUAUAUGCUUGUAUAUAUUUUAUCGCAUGGACAUUUUUUUUUUAUUCUACUUGGGUAAAGCUAGGUGAAAGAUUGUCAUAAAACACUUUUUGUCUGGCAAAUGUCAACCUGAGUAUCAUUUUUCAUGUCAUUUUUUUACCUGUGUCUUAAUCUCAGGUAUCUAUGGUAAAAGGUGAUAUUCAUUAUGGACCAUAAAAGAUUUGAUAAAUUUUUACCUGAUCUUAUUUUCAAAGUAUUGAUUCAGUUAUGGGAAUGUAGCAUAUUGUGCAAAUAAUCUGACCGGAGAUUUUGUAUUAUGUAGAAAACUUUUUAGACAAUUUUACGCCCCAAAUUUACAAUGUUGCCCUAUGACUACCAGGCAAGCAAUGGUAUACAUGUGAUAUAGGAAUAAAAAUAACAAAGAAAUAUUAAAGAGCACAUAAUAUUUCUCUUACGUAUUUUAUUUCUUAUUAUUAGUCUUAUCUUGUCCCAUAUAUAUUGUUGCUAGUCCAUGUGCUAUAAUUGCAUUUUGUGUAUAUUCUUUUAUUUUGAUAUAAUUAGAAACAAGCUAGGCUUCAUGAGAAAAAAAAAAAACACAAAUUAAUUUCAAGUACCUAGUGCCAAUCAUUUUGUCAAUUUUUUUUUUCAUAGAUUUUUUUUUGAAUCGUUUUGAAAUGGACUUGUUCAGAAAUACUUUAUAUGUGUGUAGCUUUAACUUUGGCCUAGACAGAUCAUGUGUUUAAUGCAAAUUUGGUUCCUGCUGGGUGUAAUUCUGAUGCGGCAUGCUGCUAGUUUUCCAUCUAUUCUGCCUUUUAGUCUCUGAUUUUUCUUUAAAUCUAAUAAGUCAAUUUAUAGAAAAGGAGUUCUAUAUUUUUAAUGUCUUCUUUGGUGUAGGUGUGAGGAUUAUUUUCAAACCCUUAGACUCUUUUAUCAGUGAAAUUUUAUGAUGAUUGUUCUUUUAUCAGUGAAAUAUUGUGAUGAUUGAGGGUAUUUUUAUGAAAAUAAUUGUUUUUUCUUAUUUAAAUGUGGAUUAUCGAAACAUGUAAUGUUUUGAAAUAUUUUUAUGUAUCAUCAAGCUGUUUUAGCUGAAGGGCUGUGUAAUUAUAUGUAUGAAAUAUCUUGUUUAUCAUUUUAUAUCAUUAUCUAACAUUUGUCUAGCUGUCAGUAUUAUUUGACUUUAGCAAUUUUAUCUGGGUAUUUAUUAAUGCUUAUCCUAUUAAUAUUAUCUUUAAGACAAUUGAUCAGCUUUUCAAAUCAGCUUCUUUUGAUUAUGAACACAUUCUGUAAACACGUAUGCAUUAGAAACUUUUAAGUACCUGUACAUCUUUUUACCCAAAAUUAGAAAAUAAAAAAAUUAACCUGAAGUUCCACUAACAGUUUUAUUAGAAAAAAAAUGAGUAAACAGAAUCAGACAUCCAACUUUUGCAUGAAAUAAAAAUAUUCUUCAAUAUUAUAUGAAAUGAUAAUUUAGACUUAUAAGUCACACAAUUUGACAAAUGAAUUGACUGGUGAUGAUUGGGCAUUUUUUUAUUGUAAAACACCAUUUUGUACAUGUACAUUGUAUGUGUUCAUAUUGAUAUUGACACCUUGCAAAACCUUUAGAAUCAAUGCGUAGAGUCAAUGUUUAGCCCCCAACGUUUCAACCUUAAAGCAUUGAACUACAUGGCUCAAAGGUUAGAUUUUAAUCUUAUAAUGUUACAUAUCAUGCAUUUUUUAUAUGUAAAUCAUUCUCCAUUUAGUCAUAAACUUUAAUUACUAGGUGGCAGCGAUUCUGUUCUGUUGAUCUAUUUCGACAUGGUUGUGAUAUUGAAUCUCAAAUUAAGUUCUUGAGAUUAAUCAUUAAAAAAUAAAACCUAUGAAAUUAUAUUUUAAAGUAAUUCAUUUUCAUCUAUCAAGAAUACAAUGUAGUUAGUUUUAAAUUAGAUAACAAUAUACAUGAAUAGAAUGAAUAUUAAUUGAAUAAGCACAGAAAUAAAAGAAAAAAGUAUUCUUUUAUAAUAGAUCUUUGUUCAGUAGAACUGUUAUUAUCUUUUACAAAAACUGUAUAAUAUCAACACACACAUUAAAGUUUCCAUACAGAAACAGGAGAUUACGUUAUAAAGAUAUAUAUAUCAAUAAUCAAUAAUCGCAUGUAGAUUUUUCAGUUCCCUGGAGUGAUUUUAAAAGUUGAUUUUCAACCCAAUCUGACCUAUCAGCCACUAUUUUGCCUAUAAGCCCAAACGCGUCUUAAUUGUUAACCGUUCUUGACUUCUCAAUUCCCUACCUGCAUGACCUCUUAAUCCCUACAUGACCUUUCAUUUCCUUCCAGACCUGUGAUCAACUCCUUAUCUGGCCUGUCAACCCCUUUAUGACCUAUCAACUUUUACCUGACCUCAACCCCUAUUUGACAGAUCAACCUUCAUCUUGCCUAUCAACCUCCACACAGCUUAUAAUCAACCCACAUUUGACCUCUAAACUCCUACAUGACCUCUCAACUCCUUCAUGACCUCUCAGUCUCUGACCUCUUAACCCCUACCAGCUCUCUCGCUAACCCUCCCUUGACCUUUCAACUCCUACAUGACCUCAGUCUCCGACCUCUCAACCCCUACCAGCUCUCUUGCUAACCCUCCCUUGACCUCUCAAUUUCUACAUGACCUCUAAACCUCUACCAGCUCUCUUGCUAACCCACCCUUGACCUCUCAAUUUCUACAUGUUGCUAACCCUCCCUAGACCUCUUAACUCUUACAUGACCUCUCAACCCCUACCGGCUCUCUUGCUAACCCUCCCUUGACCUUUCAACUCCUACAUGACCUCUCGACCCCUACCAGCCAUCUCGCUCUAGAUCCACCAUAAAAUCAAUAUUAUAUUUGUUUACAUAUCCUAUGAAUGCUGAUUUGUUACUUUACCUGUGAUAUAAUCUCUGCCAUUAUUGCUCCGAUAUCAUAAAACAUAUUUUUAUUGACAUAUAUUCUAUUUAUUGUGUGUAUAUAUGAUAGUCAUGCUUUCAAGUUAUAUGUUUGAUGCUCCAGGAAAGCCUUCUGCCAGAGAAUGAAAGUUAAUAUUUAUCAGAUAUACAUAUUUGGGUGGUUGCAUAUGUGGCAAAAGGAACUUCUUUCUCAACUUCCACUAAGUAACCGGGGUUUGUGUCCCAGAACAUCUGUCUAUAAAGUUUGGUGGUCCAGGGUUCGAGUCCCAUUCUGGUUGUUGCAAUUUUCCUCCCUUGUUACAUUUAGCACCCAACUAAAUACCCACUGAUGUGGUUUAGGGGUAUGCAUGUAUCCUCGGGCUCAAGUCUUUGUUAAAGGAGGGAGGAAUAUAGCAGAACUGCACUGACCUGAAUGCCAUUGGCAAGGUAGCUCAAAUGGUUAGAGAUUCCCUUUAUAGAUUUUGGAGGUCCCAGGUUUGAGUCCCUUUCUGGUGGUUAUAUUUUUCCUCUCCUGUUACAAGGUUAUUUGUCUGACCAUUUAUUAUAGUUUCUUCCCAGAUUAAUAUUAGGGCCCCCAGUGCAAGUUCAUCUGGGCCAACAGGAAGGAUUGAUGUACGCUAUUACGAUUGAUUUCACAGCGAUUUUCCCAGAUUAUUGAGGAAUAGAACCCUGUCAUAAAAUUGGGAAAAUAGCAUCAGUGUUUUGAGGGUUUCAAACAAUUAGGUAUUUGUGAAAAUGAAAUAAAAUGCUACAAAUAUGUUGUUAAUGAAUUACAAUUAUUUCCCUGUGUACAUCCAAGAUGCUGUGAAAUUAUGUGGAAUAUUAUAUACAUGUAUACUACAUUGUAUAUGUUUGGAUGAUACUGUGAAUCAUUGUAUUUUAUGAGGGGUUUUAUUUAUUUACAUAUUUUAAGAAAUAAAUUUGGUUAUUACUAAUGCAAAAUUCAAAUCUACUGCGAUUUCAUAUUCACCCGAGAUUUGACAAGCAUUUUUAAUCUGCCAAAGGUCUGGAUUUUUUGUUAAAGAGUUAUCCUCCCAAUUAUAUUAAUUGAAAUGAAAAAAAAAAUCGUCAAAUAUUUUUGUCGUAUGCUUAAGAAUUAGAAUCUUAUGAUAAUUAACAGACUUAUUCAGGUUUAAACAUAUGUGCAUGUUCAAUUAGGAAGAUAAUACUUUAACAUGUAAAUAGCGAAUUGAUUCCAUCAAGUAUUGUGUAAACUUAAUUAUUAGAGAAUAGUAUAUAAUUAACUUCUAAAUAAUAUGUAUGCAUAAAAUAUUGUGGAUUCACAGUACAACAGAAGUAGAAAUAUUCAUUUUGAUUUACAAACAACAGAAUGGAAUAAAUUGAAAAGUAAAAUUGACAGCAGCUCUGUAACAAUUUUAGUAGCCAGAUAGCUGAUGUCUUUUGUAGCUAUACAAGAAAAGUUACAACAUUUUGUCAUCAAGACUCCAGCUUUUCUGGUUAAAAUAUGAUCUAUCAUAAUUAAGUCUGUCAUCACGGCAACCACCAACCAUUAAAUUGUUAGUGUGAUAUAGAAUUGAUGAUAAAUGAAACUAGGAAUAGAUCUUGUGUAAUGGAAGAGAGUUCAUUUUUCACUUAUAAACCGUCGCUUGUAUUAUUUGCUUAGUGAAUGACAAAUGUAGUAAAACCUAAAUCAUUAUCAAUCCCUAUUUUUUCAUUAAUCAUUUCUUGUCAUUAACUGCUAUUUUGUUAUGGUAAUAAAUGGUGAAAAUGA
Molecule: messenger RNA, 9748 nt
Organism: Pecten maximus
Lineage: Eukaryota; Metazoa; Mollusca; Bivalvia; Pectinida; Pectinidae
Product: extended synaptotagmin-1-like
Exons: 28
Coding region: 125-3382 (1085 amino acids)
Molecular function (GO): lipid binding
Source: RefSeq, a predicted model, not a curated record